GGUGGAAAUUACCUGAGAAAAAAACUGACCCUAAACUUAAGUGCUCCCACCCUAUUUGCGUAUGAAGGGCGGUCCCGGAAGUCUUCCGGGAAGAAGUUGAGUCACGAACGGAGCAUAAAGGCCGAAGCUGCUCCGGAUCGAAUCCAGAGUCCUGCAGAGCUGGAUAGUUUUCUCGCGGAAAGCGCCGCGGCGGCAGAACUUCUCCAGAGUACGCAACUGCAGGAGAAGUUAAGGGAAAAGAAAACCGGACGCCGAGUUGGCUAUUUUCUGCCCGAAACUGGACAUGAUUGUGCCAGCCGUGUUUUUAUUUUCUCUCUUGGCUUUCAGUCAAGCAGCCAAUCCUUGCUGUUCAAAUCCAUGUCAAAACCGAGGUGUGUGCAUGACAAAAGGUUUUGAUCAAUAUGAAUGUGACUGUACACGGACUGGUUUUUACGGGGAAAAUUGCACUACACCGGAAUUUUAUACUUGGCUCAGACUUAAGUUAAAGCCUGCUCCAGACACAGUACACUAUAUACUCACACACUUCAAAGCCAUCUGGGAUAUAAUCAACAACAUUCCAUUCCUCCACAAUGCCAUAAUGAGAUACAUUCUAAUGUCCAGAUCCCACUUAAUUGAAAGCCCAUCAACAUAUAAUGGCCAUUAUGGUUACAAAAGCUGGGAAGCCUACUCCAAUCUUUCCUACUAUACUCGAGCUGUUCCACCAGUGGAGCAUGACUGCCCCACCCCAAUGGGCGUAAAAGGCAAGAAGGAGCUUCCAGAUUCAAAAGUAAUUGUAGAAAAAUUCUUACUAAGGAGAAAAUUCAUUCCCGAUCCUCAAGGCACAAAUGUCAUGUUCACCUUCUUUGCCCAGCAUUUCACUCACCAGUACUUCAAGACAGAUACUCAGAAAGGACCAGCCUUCACAAAAGGUCUUGGACAUGGGGUUGAUCUUAGUCACAUCUAUGGAGAGACUUUGGACAGGCAGAUGAAACUAAGACUUCUUAAGGACGGAAAGCUAAAAUUUCAGAUGAUUGAUGGAGAAAUGUAUCCACCUACUGUGAAAGAAACUCAGGCAGAAAUGAUCUAUCCACCUCACAUCCCUGACCACCUGAAAUUUUCUGUAGGACAGGAGGUCUUUGGCUUGGUUCCAGGACUGAUGAUGUAUGCCACAUUGUGGCUCCGGGAACACAAUCGGGUCUGUGACAUUCUUAAGAGAGAACACCCAGAAUGGGAUGAUGAACAACUAUUUCAGACUGCCAGACUGAUCUUGAUAGGAGAAACCAUCAAGAUUGUGAUUGAAGAUUAUGUGCAACAUUUAAGUGGAUACCAUUUCAAACUGAAGUUUGAUCCAGAACUUCUCUUCAACCAGCGAUUUCAAUAUCAGAACAGAAUAGCAUCAGAGUUCAACACUCUCUACCACUGGCAUCCUCUUCUGCCCGAUACCUUUCAAAUCCAGAACCAAGAAUACACUUACCAGCAGUUCCUGUAUAACAAUUCCAUUAUGUUAGAACACGGCCUUUCUCACAUGGUGCAGUCUUUCUCCAAGCAAAAGGCUGGAAGGGUAGCUGGGGGUAGGAAUGUUCCCGCUGUAGUGCAGAAAGUAGCUAAAGCUUCUAUUGAUCAAACUCGGCAGAUGAGGUACCGAUCCUUGAAUGAAUACCGAAAGUACUUUCUGCUGAAACCUUUUACAUCAUUUGAAGAACUUACUGGUGAAAAAGAAAUGGCUGCAGAACUUGAAGAGCUCUAUGGAGAUAUUGAUGCUAUGGAACUGUACCCUGCUCUUCUUGUUGAAAAGCCACGUCCUGGAGCCGUCUUUGGUGAGACCAUGAUUGAACUUGGGGCACCCUUCUCCUUGAAAGGUCUUAUGGGAAAUGCCAUCUGCUCACCUGAAUACUGGAAGCCAAGUACUUUUGGGGGUAGAGUGGGCUUUGACAUUGUGAAUACAGCCUCCCUCCAAAGCCUCAUCUGCAAUAAUGUGGAGGGCUGUCCCCUCACAGCCUUCCAUGUCAUCAGCUCUGAAACAGUGGCAACAAAUAACGUCAGCACCUCCAGCAGGUCGAUAGAUGAAAUCAGCCCUGCCGUACUACUCAAAGAGCGGUCGGCCGAAUUGUAGAAAUAAGCACUGUUUGUGUAUUUAUUUAUUAAUUUAUUUAUAUAACAAUAUUUAUUUAUGCUUCAAACAAAACCACCAUGGAGCUCUGUAUAUUUUCCUGUGCCCUGGCAUCUAAUUCAGGAUGUCUGACUUGAAGGGAGUUCUGCUUAGAUUUGCAGGACAGGAUUUCUUCAUUGUCUUCUGUACCAGAAUGAGAUAUUCCAAAAUGGAUCAAGGGCUUCAGAUUUGCUGCUUUAAAUACAAACAAUAACCUUGAGUGUUUUUUCAACUUGGCAUCACGAUGUUAAAGCAGGUUAAGCGUUAUUAAUUCAACAUUGAAAAGGUAUUUAAAUAGCUAGCUAAUUCCUUCAAGGAAGGGCCUUACCAAAUGAAUGAGGAAUAAAAAAGAAGAGUAGGGAGUUGGCCAAGGUUAUGCAUUUUUACAAUACUACCGAACAAAAAUUUAGGAGGUAAAAUGUCUAAAUUGGCCUCUGUGUUAACUGAUAUAAAAUCAGGAAGUGGAAAAUGAAUUUUCACAAGCAAUUUUAUAUAAGAAACUGUAAGAUUUUGAAAACUGACAAUUUUCUGGCAAACUGAUUUCAUUUCCUGAGUAGUCUCAUCUCAGUUAAGCAAAAGUAUUAUCCUCUACUCUUAAAGAAAAGGCCUUAGUUUUUGAUUCAGUUCCCAUAUAUUUCCUUAUUAAAUGAAUAGGAACAAGUAACCCCCACCCCCCAAAAAUACAAUUUGUUUUU
This is a messenger RNA of Candoia aspera, 2823 nucleotides long. It is a transcript of the gene PTGS2, whose product is annotated as prostaglandin-endoperoxide synthase 2. Gene Ontology annotation, biological process: response to oxidative stress; cyclooxygenase pathway. The transcript has 10 exons. The record is from RefSeq and is a predicted model, not a curated record. The coding region runs from base 284 to 2092 and encodes 602 amino acids. Gene Ontology annotation, cellular component: neuron projection; cytoplasm. NCBI's taxonomy places the organism in Eukaryota, Metazoa, Chordata, Lepidosauria, Squamata, Candoiidae. Gene Ontology annotation, molecular function: prostaglandin-endoperoxide synthase activity; oxidoreductase activity, acting on single donors with incorporation of molecular oxygen, incorporation of two atoms of oxygen; heme binding.